Messenger RNA from Cercocebus atys (sooty mangabey), 2483 nucleotides. It is a transcript of the gene DBNDD1, whose product is annotated as dysbindin (dystrobrevin binding protein 1) domain containing 1. The record is from RefSeq and is a predicted model, not a curated record. The transcript has 3 exons. Bases 205 to 768 code for a protein of 187 amino acids. Lineage: Eukaryota; Metazoa; Chordata; Mammalia; Primates; Cercopithecidae. Gene Ontology annotation, cellular component: cytoplasm. Gene Ontology annotation, biological process: negative regulation of protein kinase activity.
CUGGGGGGGCGCUGGGAGGGGGCCGGGGCCCGGGAGCAGCUGCGCGCCCCGCCCCGCGGGCUCCUCCCUGCCGCCGCGGCCCCCCGGUUGCUGCCCCGAUGCGCUGCGCCCGGAGCCGGGGCCGAGUAGCUGCCGCAGCUGUUGGGGCGCCCGGGCCAGGCGACACCGCCGUCGCCGGUGCCCCUCCCAGAUCCCGCCGGCCGCAUGGAGCCCCCGGAGGGCGCCGGCCCCGGAGAGAUCGUUAAGGAGGCUGAGGUGCUGCAGGCUGCGCUGGGCGUCCCAGCCCACGGGACAGGGGACAAUGGCCACACGCCUGUGGAGGAGGAGGUGGGGGGCAUCCCAAUACCAGCACCGGGGCUCCUGCAGGUCACGGAGAGGAGGCAGCCUCUGAGCAGUGUCUCCUCUCUGGAGGUCCACUUCGACCUCCUGGACCUCACGGAGCUGACCGACAUGUCCGACCAGGAGCUGGCUGAGGUCUUUGCUGACUCGGACGACGAGAACGUCCACACCGAGUCCCCAGCAGGUGAGGCCGGCAUCGGGGCUGGGAGGGGUGCGUGGUGGGCUGAGGCCCCUGGAAGUCCUGGGAGGUGUGCGUGUGUUUUAGCAAGAAUCCGUCACCACUUCAUUUCACCACGCUGCUAUCUGCCCAACUUGAAGCAAUUUCCCCAUCACAGCUGCUUAAAACUUCACUUUUCAAGUGAACGACAGAAGGCUAAAGCCACUGUCCCCUCAAAAGCAGAAUUUAAUGAACGUGAAUUUUCAUCAUAAAUUGGGCCAAGAAUGAAAGGUGGGGGUGAUCACCAGCCCGGGCCCCUCCUCAGCUCACUUAACUUCCUCUGACUCCCAUGGAGUGUUGCCAUUGGCCUGAAGGCAGCUCCGGUGUCCUCACUCUGCCUGCGAGCAGGGCCCCCGGCACGGCCACGUGCUCAGGCGUGACCAGAGCACAGGACUCACCACUGAGGCUGUGACAGCGUGUCCUUAGUCUCUUCUGACAAUGGCCAGUGAAGGACACUGACGUGACCUGUGUGAACUUCAGUGAUAACUGUGAGAGCAUCAGGGCCGAGCCUUCACUGCGUGGGACAGUUCGGCCCGGCCUCUGCUUCCCCACCCCCCAGGCCACUCAGGACCUCAUUAAAAGGACCAGCCCCACUGUGAAUCCUGCCAGCGGCCAGCGGCUCCCCUGGUUGCUGGAGGUGUCAGGAAGGGGUGUCGGCCUGUGUGUCCUGGGCUGCUGCAGCCCCAGGUGUCUGGGAGGGAAUGGGGCCUGGUGAGUCAGCCCCCAGCUCCCCUCCAGGACACGGCCAUUGCCUGACCCUGGCCAGUUCCCACCAUCUCCAUGUUGGUGGCAACUCUUCCCACCCAGCCCAUGAGCCCAGGCAUGUGCUACUGUGGCUGCGGAGGUGGAGUGAGGGGCUCAGACUCCAGCCCACCGGAAUCCCCAGCCCCACAGAGCCUGCACCACGGAGACACAAGGCCCAUGAUGGGGCAGAGGCUCCAAGAGGCCUGCAGGGCUCACAGGAGUGGUUGGCUGAGCUGGGACACCUGCCAGGGGGUGGUUUGGGGAGGCCCCACCAGGGUCAGUUGACCACGCAGGAGAGGCUCAGCCUGGGCUGUAGUGACUCUGGGGAGCAGUGCCCAGGCCCCACCCAGACCACAAUGUCCACCACUCCGGUGGGGCCAGUGUGUGGUGGGGCCUCCCGUUAGAGGUAGACGUGUGCACGCCAGGCGCAGGGGCCGGUGCAGAGCAUUGGCAGGAGUGGCCCAGGAGGCCAGCGGGACCUGAAGCCCUCCUGCAUUCACCCAGGCCUCUCGGCCAUGCUGAGUUGCCCUGCCCGCACCCCCCUAGGUUUGCACCCGCUGCCCCGGGCUGGCUGCCUGCGCUCCCCUUCCUGGACGAGGACAAGGGCUGAGCAGAACCGCGAGAAGCAGCCCCUAGGUGACCCUGAGCGGCAGGCCACAGUCCUGGACACGUUUCUCACUGUGGAGAGGCCCCAGGAGGACUAAGCCGUCUCCGCCUGCCCUCCAGCUCCUGCAGGGCUGGAGUCAGAACAUCACGAUGGCAGAUCUGGGCAGUCCUGACCCAGCAGACACACUUCGUACCCCCACGAGGCUCCAGCCGUCACCUCCUGACACACACCCUGGGGGCAGCUCCCUGCCAGCCCCAAGGCCUGCCUUGUCUGUUGGGCACAGGUCUUAGCCUCACGUGGAGACCAGCCGGCUUUCCUGGGGGACACAUGGGGCCCCUGGAUGCCUCUGGGAGACCCAGCACAAGCACAGCCCAGUGGCCUUACGUCCAGCUUGUUCCUGGGCUGAGUCAGGAAGACAGCGCCACAGAGUCACUGCCGGAAACGUGGUGAGGAGUGGAGUGGCCCAUGGCGGCCCUGGGGUGAGGGGGACCCAGGCCUGUGACAGCCACUCCAGGAACUCCGGGGGCUGCUCCAACCUCCGCACUUACCUGUGCUACCAAGCUCAGAAGCCAGAGG